UUCUACCGCACCAAUGCGUUCCGUCUAGUGUAUCGUACAGCCUACGCGUGAUUACGUCACGACGAAUCGGCAAAAAUCUUUACAUUUCUACUACUCAACGGUGUAGUUCGUUCGUACGCAUUGGUAAUGGAAGUAGGAAGGUGAUGAAAUGCGGUCCGACGCAGUUGGCAUUCCAAUCACUCAAUUUCUCCUGCACUGAAUCCAUGAGGGAAUAUUUUCUCCUUGGGAGUCACAUACUGCGUACAAUUGCAAAGACUGUCAGCUGGGGCAUGAUUGGACAUCCUACAAUGGGCACAAUUCAACUGAUUACUGUAUGGUUUAUCGGAAUAGCGGCAACAAGCGUGGUGAAUGUUGCUGCUAGGUUCCCUGGCCUCGGCAUCACCCGGAAGCAGCCGAACAUCAUCGUAAUCCAACCCGAUGAUUUCAGGUAUUUCGAGGACUGGGGUCCACCGGCACCGUUCGAGGGAUCUUUUAUUACACAAUUUCCUCCAAAUUCCAACCAGCUACCAAACAUAAGUCGCCUCAAGAGAGAUGGCCUCACAAUGACUAGCGCAUAUGCUGCUGCUACCAUGUGUGGUACUUCCAGAUAUAGUACUAUGACAGGCCGCUACCCUUCGCGAUCGUCGUUGGGAAGGGCCUAUGAUAGAAACUCAGGAAUGCGAGACGUCUCCAACCCUGCCACCAAACUCGACGACAUUGAAGGGCUUUCAGAUGGAAACGAUUGCUCCGAGAACAACAUCGCAGCAUUGUUGCAGCGAAACGGCUACCGCACAGGCAUUAGCGGGAAAUGGCACCUGACCGAGGACGAUCGGGGGCGAUACAACUACGAGAGAAUCCAAGAAGAGGUCAGAAAUUGUGGUUUUGAUUUUGCCGAGGCAAUUUACAAGGAAAACAUGGAUGGAAAUUGGAACGGUGAUGCUGGGCACAACAUGGAACACGUUACGUCAGAGGCUAUUAAAUUCAUCGAAAGUGCGGUUGUAGAGGACGAGAAACCAUUCUUUCUGUACUUCAAUCCCACAGUCCCACAUCCGUCUUCGGACGUGAUUGAAGACCUCGAAUCCGCGGAUUGCCGAGAGACCAUAGGGGGGACACUCUCCCAACCUCCGGUGAUUCCGUACGGAAUGACGGCGAACUUUGGGGGAAAUUGUAGAGCAUAUCGCCAGAGCGUGCUGGCCCGUGGUGGGAACGACAGUUAUUUGGCGGGCGCUGUUUGGGUGGACGAUGCAGUUGGUUCGUUGAUUCAAACCCUUGAAAGCUUAGAUAUUCUCGAGAAUACAUUUAUAUUGUUCCAGAUGGAUCACGGACAACAAAAGGGAAACCUGUACGAAAUCGGAAGCCGGAUUGCACAGUUUAUUCACUACCCCGACCGCAUCACUGCUGGUUCAACCUUCGACAACGUAGUCUCAACCAUCGACGUCGCACCGACCAUUGCUGAUGUAGCUGGUGUAUCGUUUGAUGCUUACCCAAUGGAUGGGAAGUCAUGGAUGUCAGACGAGGUUAACAACGAUAGGUGUAUCUUCGUUGAGCUGCAGUUUGAUCGUUCUGUCCGGUGCGGGUGUUACAAAUUCAUCUCGAUUGCAAACCUGAAUGAUGGAAGACAUAUGAUCAAUGCUGAUUCUAUAGGGGCGUCGGUUGACUUCAACAAUUAUUACAAUCUUUGCAACGAGGAGACAGGUGAAUACAUCAAGGCCCCCGAGAUUACUUCAGAAUGGCGUUCUACGAUCACGAACGAAGCAAUCAGGAAUGGGCUCCAGGAAAAACUCAUAUGCCACAUGAGCAGAACGGAUCCAACACGAGAUCCUGAUUACAGCAACAAUGAAUGCGACGAAUCAAUGGUCUUGCCUGAGACUACCCUGAGACCUACCCUGAGACCGACGUCACCUCCGAUUCCUACUAACAAUUUACCUACCAGUCCGUGGGGCGACUCCAUCUAUCAACAACCCGUUACUACUAGCCCAACGAAUAAACCAACAAAGAUCCCAACGAAUAAUCCAACACCGCGGCCCUCGCCACUCCCCAGUGUUCGACCUGUCACGGACGAGCCAACCAAUUCCCUCAUUGAUAGCUUUGAUGACGAAUCAUUGAAUAUCACCGAUAUAGAGGCAUUCAUCGAGUACCUCGAAGAUUGUUCCGAUGACCAAAACUAUCUUUAUAAUGAAAUAGAUGGUCAGAACUGUCGAUGGGUAAUCACGAACGACAGAUGUGAUCAGGACGAUCCCGAAACUGAGUUGCACAUUGGAAGAAACUUCUGUCAGAGGAGUUGUUCCUUCUGUUCCAAAUACGACGACGAUUGUUCCGACAAUAAUUACUUUACAUGGUAUGGUCAAGAAGGAAAAAACUGUACUUGGAUCGCGGAAAACGAACGCUGCGAUAGAGUGCGGAACGACUUCAAUGGUACGACGCUAGUGGUGGGGGAUCACUACUGUCCAGAGAGCUGUGGAUACUGUUCUACGGAGUCCAGCCCACAAAAGUAAGCAAAAUUACAAAAUAUUGGAAUUGUACCCUCCAACCAAAAUCCAAAUCCUUUUUCCCGCUACUGUUAGAUGCCCAUCCAUCAACAUGAUGGCUAUACGUUCCGUAUACUUGUUUUCUAUCAAGAAUAAGCUAGUGCUAAAUUU
This is a messenger RNA of Pseudo-nitzschia multistriata, 2618 nucleotides long. Lineage: Eukaryota; Bacillariophyta; Bacillariophyceae; Bacillariales; Bacillariaceae. The record is from the annotation of a GenBank genome assembly.